AUGGAGAGCAUGUACCCGGUGGAGCCAGCACCUGAUGGUGCCAGCCCCACCUCGCUGGAUGUGCUCAGCUUCCUGGACUCCCUGGUGAACAGCACAGAGGAGCAGUGCUUCAGUGCCCGCUCCCGCAGCACCGUCCUGGAGGGGCUGCCCUUCGGCGGCGUGCCCACCGUGCUUGCUAUCAACUUCAUCCUCUGGCUGCUUCUUCUCCUGGUCUUCUCCUGCCUUCGGAAAGCAGCUUGGGACUACGGGCGCCUGGCGCUGCUGAUGGACAAUGAUAGUUUGACAUCACUUUUCUACGGAGAGCAGAGCGAGAAGGAGAAGUCCCCGUCGGAGAGCAGCCCCUUGGAUGCCGACAACAAGGACGUGGGUUUCUGCUCCUGGCUCAUUUCUAUCUACCAGAUGAAGGAUGAGGAGAUUCAGAGCAAGUGUGGAAUCGACGCCACCACCUACCUCUCCUUCCAGCGGCACCUCCUGGUCCUGCUGAUGCUGGUUUGCGUGCUCUCUGUGGCUGUCAUCCUGCCCAUCAACUUCUCCGGGGACCUCCUGGGACACAAUCCCACCCACUUCGGCCGGACAACCAUUGCCAACAUCCCAACGCAGGAUCGUCUCCUCUGGCUGCACAGCAUCUUCGCCCUCAUCUAUUUCAUCCUCACCAUCCUCUGCAUGGCUCACCACUCCGUCCACCUGGAAUACCGAGAGAAUGAGAAGGUCGCCCGGACACUGAUGGUUACCCACAUCCCCAAGGAGAUCACAGACCCUUCCCUUAUCAUCAAGCAUUUCCACGAGGCUUAUCCUAGCUGCACUGUCACCAAUGUCCAGUUCUGCUUCGACGUGCGCAAGCUGAUGAAGCUGGAUGCGGAGAGGCGCAAAGCGAUGAAGGGGCGGCUUUACUUCACCACCAAGGCGCAGAAAGAAGGGAAAAUCAUGAUCAAAACUCACCCCUGCGCUCGCAUCUUCUGCUGCCGCUUCUGUGGCUUUGAGGAGGUGGACGCCGAGCAGUACUACGGGGAGCUGGAGGAGAAGCUCACCGAUGAGUUCAAUGCUGAGCGCAACCGCAUCACGCUGAAGCGGCUUGACAUGGCCUUCGUCACCUUCCAGGAUGAGCGGAUGACGGCUGUGAUUUUGAAGGACUACAGCCACAUUGGCUGCCACAAGCACCCGCAGCAGUCCUCUGUCACCACCGUGGUCAAGUCACACCACUGGGGCGUUCGCUAUGCCCCUGCACCCAGCGAUAUCAUCUGGGAGAAUUUAUCGGUCCGUGGCACAUCCUGGUGGGUGCGAUUCAUCUUCCUUAAUAUCUGCCUCUUCGUCCUUCUCUUCUUCCUCACCACGCCAGCCAUCAUCGUCAACACUAUGGACAUGUUCAAUGUCACACACCCUGUGGAGAGCCUCAAGAACCCCAUCAUCACCCAGUUCUUCCCCACGCUGCUGCUCUGGGCCUUCUCUGUCUUCCUGCCCUUCCUCGUCUACUACUCAGCGUUCUUCGAGUCACACUGGACGAGGUCUAGUGAAAAUCAGCUCACCAUGCACAAGUGCUUCUUCUUCCUGGUGUUCAUGGUCAUCAUCCUGCCCUCGCUGGGACUGAGCAGCCUGGACCUUUUUUUCCGCUGGCUCUUCGACACCCACUUUCUAGAUGAGGCCAAUAUCAAGUUCCAGUGUGUUUUCCUUCCAGACAACGGCGCUUUCUUUGUCAACUAUGUGGUCACCUCCAGCCUGAUUGGGACGGCCAUGGAGCUGCUGCGUAUCCCGGGCCUCCUCGUCUACACGGCCCGCCUCUGCUUUGCCAAGUCGGAGCCUGAGCGGCUCCACGUCAAGCGGAGCCAAGCCUACCAAUUCCAGUUUGGACUGGAGUAUGCCUGGACCUGCUGCAUCUUCUCUGUCGUCAUGACCUACAGCAUCACCUGCCCCAUCAUUGUCCCUUUCGGGUUGCUCUACAUGCUGCUCAAGCACAUGGUUGACCGGUACAACAUUUACUACGUGUACAUCCCCACCAAGCUGAAUCAGCGCCUCCACGUCGCCGCCAUCAGCCAGGUCGUGGUGGCUCCCAUCCUCUGCAUGUUCUGGCUGCUCUUCUUCUCUGUUCUGCGCCUUGGUCCCACUCGCCCUGUCACCCUCUUCACCUUUGUGGUCCUCCUCUCCUGCAUCAUCUUCUCCUUCUUUGGCCUCUGCCUGAAGAAGCUGCAGCCACGGAAACCCUCCAGCUACCAGAUGUCUGACCAGUCCGAGGGCUCCUUCAAUGAUGUGGAGCGGAGCAGCGUUUCCUCCACCCCCAACUCCAACCUCUUUGUGGCCACCGUCCUGCAGGAGCCCGAGCUGAGCCUGACACCAGCAGCCUCCCCGGCGCACCAGUCCUAUGGCACCAUGGGCAACCACUUGGAGCCAGCAGACGACGGGGAGGACGGUGGGCUGCAGAGCUUUGAGACAGAGCUGGAGACAGUGGAGGGCGAGUACAGGAGUGGCCCCGUGAUGGAGAACCAGUCCCGCUACCAGUGA
Molecule: messenger RNA, 2493 nt
Organism: Eurypyga helias (sunbittern)
Lineage: Eukaryota; Metazoa; Chordata; Aves; Eurypygiformes; Eurypygidae
Gene: TMEM63C
Product: transmembrane protein 63C
Exons: 22
Coding region: 1-2493 (830 amino acids)
Cellular component (GO): plasma membrane
Molecular function (GO): calcium-activated cation channel activity
Source: RefSeq, a predicted model, not a curated record